UCUGUGGACUGUGGCAAAAAUUUAUCUUACAUCAAGUUUUAAACGUUAAUUUAUUAGUUUACUAUAUAACACAUCAAAAUAAAUAUUAUUGCUUAAAAUACUAUUAAUUAAGAAUGAGUUUUUCAUUUGGAGCAUCUACGACUACUUCUGGUAGCACUUUCGGUACAACUUCUCCCGCUCAAGGAUCCUUAUUUGGUGGUGGAGAUGCAUCAAAAGCAUUGCAAGGAACUGGAGAUAAACCAAGCUUGUUUGGUGGAGCAGGUACAAGUACACCACCAUUUGGAAGUUUUGCUUUUGGGGCUAAAACAACAACUGCGGCCCCUAGUUUGUUUUCAACGCCAACAACAAGUACUACAACAGCCUUUGGUGGUGGAAAGCCUUUGAAUUUCUCUUUUUCAUCUCCUCCAAAUCAAACUGUAGGCAGUCCUGGGUUUGGAUCUCCCGCAAAUCAGAAUGCCGCUCAAAAUCUUUCAUUUGGUGGCAACACUCAAAAUCCACCAGCGUUUGGAUCUCAAGCCCCGACUACUCAAGCAUCAUCCGGCUUUGGUACUCCAGCAAGCACAGGUUUUGGCUUUGGAAAAUCAACGGGUUUUAACUUUACAACACCAGCAUCUGGUUUUUCAGCAGCUCAAGUAACUACCGCAAGUCAGCCUACUCAAGGCGCAAGUGCGUUUGGUGGAAAGGGAUUCGGUUUUGGUACAACUGCUACCUCUGCCACUACUAGCUCUUCUGCUCCAGGUGUUGCUCCAGCACCAGCCUUCGGCACACCUCAGCCAAGUACCCAAAGUUUGUCAUUCGGUGCCACCACCCAAGCUCAAAACCAAAGCUUUGCUUUUGCAACUACUCAAGCUAAACCAGGCCCACCCAGUUUGUUCCCAACCUCACAAACAUCGACAUUUGAGAUAAAACCGGGUUUCGGAGGUCAGACACAAGCAAUUGGUGGUUUCACGAAUCAAACACCUUUUGCAAGUUCUGGAAUGACAUUGGGAACUAGUGCAUCAAGUUCAGUUUCUACAAUGCCAAUUGCUCAAUCUGGCACAGCCAUUGGGUCUGGGUUCAAUUUUGGUGGUAACACAUUAGGCACUACAACUUCAACAGGAUUGGCAGGAUUGGGCUCAAAUAUUGGCCUCUCCAAACCGCAAACAACUGGACUCAAUGUGGGAACUUCAUUGGCUACGUCAUCUUCGGGGAUGAAUUUGGGUACCAAUGUGUCUACAGGACUUACGUUGGGAGGUGGACCCAAUCUGGGUACAAUAACCACUGGAAUGAAUUUGGGAACUAGUGCCGCCGGUGGACUUAAUUCUAGUCCGUCUUUAGGACUCAAUAUGGGUACAAGCGUAGCCCCAGGUCUCAAUUUGGGUACAAGCGCAUCUACGGGACUUAAUUUUGGCACAAGUGCACCUUCAGGACUCAAUUUGGGCACAAAUGCAUCUUCAGGACUCAAUUUGGGAACUAGUGCACCUUCAGGAUUCAAUUUGGGCACAAGUGCAUCUUCAGGACUCAAUUUGGGCACAAGUGCAUCUUCAGGACUGAAUAUGGGAACUAGUGCACCUUCAGGACUCAAUUUGGGCACAAGUGUAUCUUCAGGUCUCAAAUUGGGGACGAACACGUCUUCGGCACUUAAUUUGGGGACUAGCACUUCGUCGGGGUUGAACUUAGGCACCAGUACCGCGACAGGACUUGCUUUGGGUACCAGUACAUCGACGGGACUUAAUUUAGGUACGAGUACCGCUACAGGGAUUAAUCUUGGUACUACUACGUCUACGGGACUCAAUCUUGGUACAAGUAGCGCGGGACUUGGUACCAGUACUGGUUUAGGAUUUCCAUCAUCCAGUGCUCUUACCCUGGGAAAACCCACUUCAGCGACGGCAGCAUCUUCGAUAGCUUCUUCUACGCCAUCUGGGAUAAUGGCCCUCGGUAAAUCCACCGCCAGUGCUUCACUUACUACGGCAACUGCAACUGUAGCGUCUGCACCACCCGCUGCCAUCUCGUCGAUAACAUUCGCCCAGCUCGAGGAGAGCAUCAACAAAUGGACCCUGGAAUUGGAAGAACAGGAGAAGACGUUCAUCCACCAAGCCACGCAGGUCAACGCUUGGGAUCGGCUGCUAAUCGCCAACGGAGAGAAGAUUGUAGAACUAAAUGAUGCCGUGGAAACUGUGAAGAACGAACAACAGAGUCUAGAACACGAGUUAGACUUUGUACUAGGGCAGCAGAAGGAGUUGGAAGACCUCUUGGCACCACUUGAGAAGCAGCUGAAGGAAGAUGGAGACCGGAUGAGGGAUCCAGAGAGAGAGCAUAUGUACACAUUAGCUGAGAAUUUGGACAGCCAGCUCCGACAAAUGUCUGAAGAUCUGAAGGAAGUCAUCGAACACCUCAACGAGACCAACAGAAGUCAGGACAGCAAUGAUCCGAUUGUUCAAAUUGGCCGAAUCCUGAACGCACAUAUGUCUUCGAUGCAAUGGAUUGAUGGCUCCAUAACGCAGAUUUCCACAAAAUUGGACCAUUUGAAAGUCACCCACGACACUCUGAGACGGGAAAAUGAGAAAUCUUUCCAGUUAACAUACAGCUAAACUAUAUUUUGAAUGAAUAGAUUUGGAUGAUGAAUAUGUUAAGAUUAUCAGUAAUUAACUAGCGGCCUGAAAGAUAUUCAGCCGGUUGAUUAAACAGCUAGGAAAAUAAGUCAUUUUCCAGAUCAAUGACGUUUCAUUACUUGCCUGUUGACUGUUGAUUUAAAUUCCACUUUCUGGCGUCGGCAAACGACAACAUUGAUGGUGUUUUCCGAAGUUUCAUGAAAAUUCACAAUGGAAGAGUAAAGUUACAUUAAUAAUGGUAAUUCGACUUAAGCGAUUUAAUUUUAAAAUAUUUUUUUUUUAUAUCAUUAUUAAUUUUUUUUUAUGUCAUAUGUUUCAUCUUUAUUAUUUCUUCCAAAUAAUGAAUUUAUUGUAUUUAGCCAGCAAAUGUUGUAACGAACGCGACGGUUGAAUAUCUUCCAAUUAUCUAGGCUGUUAAUUGAACGGCUAAUUAAGCUAGUUAGCUGCAACAGCAGUAUGGAGUUAUUGAUUUUUCUAUGUAAAAAUGUCAAGUAUUUACAGACUCCCUUAUGACUGUUUUUUUUAAUAAAAAAUAAGUUUUUAAAGAAACACUGUAUACUUGAUUCCUUUAAUGUAAUAAUUUUUCUGUUUUUUUUU
Pieris rapae (cabbage white) is the source of this 3188-nucleotide messenger RNA. RefSeq names its product nuclear pore glycoprotein p62 (gene Nup62). Gene Ontology annotation, molecular function: structural constituent of nuclear pore; phospholipid binding. Gene Ontology annotation, cellular component: nuclear pore central transport channel; nuclear pore. Gene Ontology annotation, biological process: RNA export from nucleus; protein import into nucleus. The record is from RefSeq and is a predicted model, not a curated record. Lineage: Eukaryota; Metazoa; Arthropoda; Insecta; Lepidoptera; Pieridae. Bases 114 to 2570 code for a protein of 818 amino acids. The transcript is spliced from 13 exons.